Molecule: messenger RNA, 756 nt
Organism: Setaria italica (foxtail millet)
Lineage: Eukaryota; Viridiplantae; Streptophyta; Magnoliopsida; Poales; Poaceae
Product: thioredoxin H1
Exons: 3
Coding region: 120-479 (119 amino acids)
Molecular function (GO): protein-disulfide reductase activity
Source: RefSeq, a predicted model, not a curated record
CGACACGCGCUCCGGAUGAGGACACCAAACGCAAUCUUGCAAUACGGCCCCUGAAGGAAGUCUUAAUCGCCACUAAGCUUUCGAUCGCGCCGAGGAAGAAGGGAGGAGAGGAGAGGAGAAUGGCGGCCGAGAAGGGACAAGUGAUCGCGUGCCACACCAAGGAGGAGUUCGACAACCAGAUGAAGGCGGCCGAGGAGGCCAAAACGCUGGUGGUCAUCGACUUCACUGCCUCCUGGUGUGGUCCUUGCCGCAUCAUUGCCCCAGUUUUUGCUGAACUCGCCAAGAGUUAUCCCCACGUUGUCUUCCUCAAGGUGGACGUUGACGAGCUGAAGGAAGUCGCCGUUGAAUACAAGGUCGAGGCGAUGCCGACCUUCCUCCUCAUCAAGGAGGGCAAGGAAGUCCACAAAAUUGUCGGCGCCAGGAAGGACGACCUCCUGGCGAAGGUUGCUGAGCACGGCGGGGGUACCGCUUCCGCCUAAGGAUAUAGCAUCACCAGUCAUCGCUCAUAAGGGCCAGCACACGGCGUGGUAGCAGCAGGCGUCAUCAUUUUCUGUUUGGUUUGGGUGAUUGUGAACAGCUAUGUGCAACUCCUGAGUCAGGAUAGACCUGUUAUCGUUCUGAAUACUGUAUGCGAUGAUAUAUGGAUGCAUUGUGACGAAAGUUUAUUAGAUCUGGGUGUCUGACUUGAUUUCUGCUUUUGGGCUUUGAGUAUGGCUGAAUGAAAUACAUGAAUGCUGGCAACGCUGUGCUUGUAUA